AUGGUUUACGUUCCAUCCACAGGCCCAAGAACUCUUUAUGAUAAAGUUUUUGACGCACAUGUCGUCCACCAAGAUGAAAACGGGUCCUUUUUGUUGUAUAUCGAUAGACACUUGGUCCAUGAAGUCACUUCCCCACAAGCUUUUGAAGGUUUAGAAAAUGCCGGCAGAAAGGUUAGAAGAAUCGAUUGCACUUUAGCCACUGUAGAUCAUAACAUUCCUACUCAAUCAAGAAAGAAUUUUAAAUCUCUAGACACAUUUAUUAAGCAGGCUGAUUCACGCCUACAAGUCAAGACUCUUGAGAACAAUGUUAAGCAAUUCGGCGUUCCAUAUUUUGGUAUGAGUGAAUCAAGACAAGGUAUUGUCCACACCAUUGGCCCUGAGGAAGGUUUCACCCUACCAGGUACUACUGUUGUCUGCGGUGACUCCCACACAUCUACCCAUGGUGCCUUUGGUUCAUUGGCUUUUGGUAUCGGUACUUCCGAAGUGGAGCAUGUCCUGGCCACCCAAACAAUCAUCCAAGCCAAAUCUAAAAACAUGAGAAUUACUGUAAAUGGUAAACUAUCACCUGGUAUCACUUCCAAGGAUUUGAUUUUGUAUAUCAUUGGUCUCAUAGGUACUGCAGGUGGUACUGGUAGUGUUAUCGAGUUUGCAGGUGAGGCUAUUGAAGCCCUUUCAAUGGAAGCACGUAUGUCUAUGUGUAACAUGUCCAUCGAAGCCGGUGCAAGAGCAGGUAUGAUUAGACCAGAUGAAAACACCUUUUCCUACACUAAAGGUAGACCUCUGGCUCCAAAGGGUGCCGAAUGGGAAAAGGCUGUUGCCUACUGGAAAACUUUGAAAACCGAUGAAGGUGCCAAGUUUGACCACGAAAUAAACAUUGAAGCUGCCGAUGUGAUUCCAACUAUUACCUGGGGUACUUCUCCCCAAGAUGCCUUACCAAUUACUGGUUCAGUCCCAGAUCCAAAGAAUGUUGCUGAUCCAAUUAAGAAGUCUGGUAUGGAGAGAGCUUUAAGUUAUAUGGGUUUAGAAGCAAACACACCAUUAAAAAGUAUCAAGGUGGAUAAAGUUUUCAUUGGUUCCUGUACUAACGGUCGUAUUGAAGAUUUGAGAUGUGCUGCAGCUGUAGUGAAGGGCCACAAACUGGCUGAUAGUAUUAAGUUAGCCAUGGUCGUUCCAGGUUCUGGUUUAGUCAAAAAACAAGCCGAAGAAGAAGGUCUACACAAAGUUUUCCAAGAAGCCGGUUUUGAAUGGAGAGAAGCUGGUUGCUCAAUGUGUUUGGGUAUGAACCCAGAUAUUUUGGAGGCCUAUGAACGUUGUGCUUCUACAUCCAACAGAAACUUCGAAGGCCGUCAAGGUGCCUUAUCUCGUACACAUUUGAUGUCUCCAGCCAUGGCUGCUGCUGCCGGUAUUGCCGGUCAUUUCAUGGAUAUCAGAGAAUUCGAAUAUAAGAACCAAGAUAAAGGUAGUCCAAAAGUGGAAGUCACUUCAGAUGAUGAAAAGGAGCUUGAAAGCGCUGCUUAUGAUCACACUGAACCUGUUCAACCUAAGGAAGCUACACAGGAUGUUGCCAAUGAUGAAUUGAAGGAUAUUCCAGUCAAGUCGGAUGAUACCCCUGUUAAAGCUGCCGCCUCCGGUAUGAAGCCAUUUUUGACUUUAGAAGGUGUCAGUGCACCAUUGGACAAAGCUAAUGUUGACACUGAUGCUAUUAUUCCAAAACAAUUUUUAAAAACUAUUAAGAGAACAGGUUUAAAGACGGGUUUGUUCUAUGAAUGGCGUUUCCGUAAAGACGAUCAAGGUAAGGAUCAAGAAACCGAUUUCGUAUUGAACGUUGAACCUUGGAGGGAAGCCGAAGUAUUGGUUGUUACCGGUGACAAUUUCGGGUGUGGUUCUUCAAGAGAGCACGCACCAUGGGCUUUGAAGGAUUUUGGUAUAAAGUCAAUUAUCGCUCCUUCCUAUGGUGAUAUUUUCUACAAUAACUCUUUCAAGAAUGGUUUAUUGCCAAUCAGAUUGGAUCAGCAAAUCAUUCUUGAUAAGUUGAUUCCUAUUGCCAACAAAGGUGGUAAACUAUGCAUUGAUUUGCCAAACCAAAAGAUUUUGGAUUCCAACGGUGCCGUUCUUGUUGACCAUUUUGAAAUAGAACCUUUCAGAAAGCACUGUUUAGUUAACGGCCUUGACGAUAUCGGUAUUACAUUGCAAAAAGAAGAUUUCAUUUCUAAAUAUGAGGCUUUAAGAAGAGAAAAGUACUCGUUCUUGGAGGGUGGUUCUAAGUUACUAAAAUUCGACAACGCUCCAAGAAGAAAGGCUGUUACUACCACUUUCGACACUGUUCACCAGGACUGGUAA
This is a messenger RNA of Saccharomyces eubayanus, 2340 nucleotides long. RefSeq names its product 3-isopropylmalate dehydratase LEU1 (gene LEU1). The record is from RefSeq and is a predicted model, not a curated record. Gene Ontology annotation, cellular component: 3-isopropylmalate dehydratase complex. Lineage: Eukaryota; Fungi; Ascomycota; Saccharomycetes; Saccharomycetales; Saccharomycetaceae. The coding region runs from base 1 to 2340 and encodes 779 amino acids. Gene Ontology annotation, molecular function: 3-isopropylmalate dehydratase activity; 4 iron, 4 sulfur cluster binding. Gene Ontology annotation, biological process: L-leucine biosynthetic process. The transcript has a single exon.